GGAUCCCAUACCUGUAUCUUAAGAACAGUUCAUUUUUAAAACCAAAACCUUUGUUUGAAGGCGAGCAUCCCCUUUAAUCCAGGGGCAUCUGACCAGGGCAGAUAAAGGCAGGACAGAUAGAUACUGCUUUCACUUACAUUUCCAAACCACCUGCCCCAGGUCACAAGCAGGACUCCUUGCAUUUGAUUCUUGGAAUUCGACCACUGAGCCAAAAGCAUCAGCAUUUAAGAAUUUUGAAAAAAAAAAUGAUUUUUUUACUACUUGAAUCUAUUACUAAAAGCAAGUUGACAGUUUCCAAGAGUUGUAAAAGUAUUUUCUUCUUUUUAGUCCAAAUGGUAAGAAAUUCAGAAGCAAGCCUCAGUUGGCAAGGUACCUGGGAAACAGUGUUGAUCUCAGCAGUUUUGACUUCAGAACGGGAAAGAUGAUGCCCAGUAAAUUGCAGAAGAACAAACAGAGACUAAGAAAUGAUCCUCUCAAUCAAAAUAAGAGUAAACCAGACUUAAACACAACAUUGCCUAUCCGACAAACUGCCUCCAUCUUUAAACAGCCAGUAACCAAAGUUACCAACCACCCCAGUAACAAAGUCAAAUCAGACCCCCAGAGGGUGAUUGAACAACCCCGGCAGCUUUUCUGGGAAAAGAGGCUGGAGGGACUUAGUGCCUCAGAUGUAACAGAACAAGUCAUAAAACCCAUGGAGCUUCCUAAAGGCCUUCAAGGUGUUGGCCCUGGAAAUAACGAGCAGACCCUCCUUGCAGCAAUCGCCAGCGCUCUGCACACAAGCUCUGCACCAAUCACAGGGCAGCUCUCUGCGGCCGUAGAAAAGAACCCAUCCGUAUGGCUAAACACAUCCCAGCCACUAUGCAAAGCUUUUUUAGUUACAGAUGACGAUAUACGGAAACAGGAAGAGAGGGUGCAGAAUGUUCGAAAAAAGUUAGAAGAAGCCCUAAUGGCUGAUAUCUUUGCACGAGAAGCCUCCCAGAACUCAGAUCUUUGUAUGGACGACAGUGACGCAUAACAGUUCCAUCAGGCACCUCAGUGACCCGUCUCACCUGCAAAGAUAUCCCCUGGUCUUCCCGAGCAAGAUAUUACCAUGCACAUUAUGCCAUUUUGUUUCCCGCAACAAGCCGAUGCCUUUCCUUGGAUACCAUGUAUGUUGUACAUAUUUAGAUUAUUAUUACUAUGGAAAUGCAAUCUCUUUUUUGUGUCCAAAAUGUCGGAAUUUUUUUUAAAUAUAAAGCAAUAUCGUUAUUUUAUAAUAGAAGACUACGUAUUCCAAAGCCGAUAUUUUAUUCAUGUCCGCGCACUUAGCGACGGCUGUGCGGUUCUAUAGAUAUAUAGAUUACCGCGUAGCGUAAUAUGACUUAUUAUACCUCAGUUGAGAAGAUUCCAUUAACUGUUUAGAGCAGCACGGUCCAGCUGCAGCCCAGUCGGCCCUCCGGGGGGACUUUUAUGGUCCUUACGAUGCCCAAGGGCCUUCUCUGUAUGACAUUAUCAUGGAGCCAAUAAGAAAUAUACAGCACACUGGGUGGACAGUUGGACAGAGCUGGUUUGGACAGUCUCUACGUUUAAUAAAAGAAGACUGUUCUAUGCUGAAUGUGCCGGUCCAUUUGAUACAGUCACAUGUAGUCUGAGGUUGAACUAUAGCUCCCCAACAGGCUGGGAGUGACUGUAGCUUGCACAGGCCUUGACAUUUUUUUUUUAAACUAUUUUGGUACACGUUUUGUAGCACUUGCAAGCCUUUGUACAAGAAAUCAUGCCUUAAUAUUGUGCACUUUAUUUUCUACCGUCUGAAGAAUAUAAGAAUCCGGUGCAAUCAUGUGACAUUUAAUGCAACGCGCAAUAGAAUAGGAAGAGAGAAAACUUUUUUUUUUUUUAUUACAAAUACAUUUUCAGAUUUAUACUGCAUCUCUCAUGUAAUAUUAUAAGGUAUCUAAAGUAUCCUGCUCAUCAGGAAUGGUUUAAUAUGUUUUUUUUUAAAUUAUGGAACCAAAACUGGCUGAUAACUGGCGAAAGUCAUGUAAAAUAAAACAGUUUAAAAUCA
Molecule: messenger RNA, 2041 nt
Organism: Xenopus tropicalis (tropical clawed frog)
Lineage: Eukaryota; Metazoa; Chordata; Amphibia; Anura; Pipidae
Gene: mbd2
Product: methyl-CpG binding domain protein 2
Cellular component (GO): nucleus; histone deacetylase complex; chromatin
Molecular function (GO): DNA binding
Source: RefSeq, marked validated